This is a messenger RNA of Diatraea saccharalis (sugarcane borer), 660 nucleotides long. NCBI's taxonomy places the organism in Eukaryota, Metazoa, Arthropoda, Insecta, Lepidoptera, Crambidae. The record is from the annotation of a GenBank genome assembly.
AUGCGCGUACGCACAAAAAGCUGGUACUUGUUUACUGGUACUUCUGCGUCUGAGCGUUAUAAAGGGGGAGAUCAACGAAGCAUAAUCAUUGGUGUCUUGAUAUUAGAGCAAGUGGGACGUGUUUUGUGUUACUGGACUAAUAUUUACAAUGAAUUGUUUGCGGUAUCGGCGCAGCGGCUCACAGAAACAAGUACAGAGGUAGCGGAUGGUCAACGUCGGAGCGUCGCAGGCGCAGGUGGAUAUGGUUUGCUACGACCGAACUACGGCAGCAAUUAUGGCGGCUACGGAAGCAACUAUGGCGGUUACGGCAGUAAUUAUGGCGGCUACGGCGGAGGCCCUCCUUACAGUGGUGGUUUCGGAGGCUACAACGGUGGAUACGGUGGCAGUCACGGCGGAUAUCCGUAUCAGCCAUACCCGGGUUAUGGUGGAGGUUACCGACCGAACUACCGACCGGGUUACGACUACCGUCCCGGGUACAAUUACCCCGGCGCUGGAUAUUCUGGUUACAACCGACCGAGUUUCACCCCCUACCGACCGGGUUACGACCGCCAAUACCCAAACAACCCGGGUAAUUACUUCGGCGGAUACAGCGAUAGUUACAAUGACAAUAUCAGACUUCUCGGAAGGAAAGUUGGUGAAACCAAAAAAGAAGAAUCUUAG